AAUGUACGGAGUACGUAGUAGUUACAACGAUAUCGAUAAGAUAAAGAACCCUUCCCAAAACAGCCUAGCGCCACGCAUCGCAUCGCGUCGCGUCUUUCAACUUAUCUUUAUCCAUCGAUUAAUAUUUAGCCUCAAAGAACAUACAACAAAGAAACUCACCAUAUACCAUAUACCAUAUACCCCUCUCUCACCCUUCUCACCUAUACCCACCACCCACACCCACACCCACUUGGACUACACUCACCACACCACACCACACCCUCAGUCUCACUCACUCACCUCAACGAAAAGAAAAGAAAAGCAAAUCCACACCAAAAUGCCCAAACGACCCAUCACCACCCCCCGAAGAAGAGACCGAGAGAGAGAAUCAACCCCCCCUCUCCCCCCCUACGAACCCCCAACCAGCACCCUAACCACCCUAUCCCAGCAACCCACCACCGCACCCGCCCUCUCCGCCCUCCUCGCAACACACACCUCCUCCACCCUGAAAACACAUCUCCAGCACGCCCAGGAGAAACUCACCGAUGCGGCGGGAGAGAUUAACGAGCGGUUAACGGAUGCGAAGGAACGGAGUAAGAAGGCCAAGGAGAGGAAAAGGAACUUGCGACAGCGCUCUGCGAGUGAGAAUAACAAUGAUGGUGAUGGUGAGGGGGAUGGAAGUGAGGAUGAGGAUGAGGAGGGUGGGAUUGAAGAGUUCGAGGAGAGAGUGAAAGCGACGACGAAGGUCCUGGAGGAGACUAUUCGGGGGGUUAUUGAUAAGGAGGUGCGUGGGGAGGAAGUUGGGAGGGUUAUUGCGGGGUUGGAGGGGGGUGUUGUUGAACGGAUGAGGGCUAGGGGGGUGAGGAGGAGUCAGAGGGGGGUGCAGUUGAGGAGGAGGAGGGGGAGGGGUGAUGAGGAUGGUAGUGAGGAAGAGGAAGGGGAAGGGGAAGAAGAGGAAGGUGGGGAUGCAGAAGAGGAUGAAGAGGGUGCGGUGCCAUUCCUGGCGCAGUUCGAGGGAGAAUUACAGGGCAAGAUGGAGGAGUACAAUGGGAUGAGUUUGACGAGACGCUACACAACCAACAACUCCUACAUCGGCUUCUACAAGAUCAUCCACGAAGCGAAACACAUCGGCGACGAGAUCCCUCCUCCACCUCACCCAUCAACAUGGUUCUCUCAUCUCGAAGAUCCCCAUUCACAACCUCCAUCCCACCACCAUCCAUCUACCUCCACCACUACCACCACAUCUACAUCCACCAGACAAACCAAAACCACCACCACCACCCGCUCUCACCCCCGCCAUCCCUCCCCUUCUGCUUCCGAAGACGACGAAAUCGCCAUCCAAACCGAACGCAUAUCGCUAAAAUGUCCACUGACGCUCCUCCCCUUCCGCGACCCAGUCAGCAGCACGAAAUGCCCACAUAGUUUCGAGCGCGAGGCGAUAUACACCAUGAUCAGCGGGAGUAAUCAGAUGGUGCCUGAUCCGCGGGGAUCAUCUGGAUCUGGAGGUGGUUGUGGGAGAGCGAGGAAGCGCGUGCGCAGCGUCAAGUGUCCGGUGUGCGAGGUGCAGUUGACGGAGUUUGAUCUGCGGAGUGAUCCUGUGUUGGUGAGACGGGUGAAGAGGGCGGAGAUGGCGGAGUUGAGGGAGAGGGAGAGGGAGAUGUUGGGGGAGAAUCAGGAUCGUG
This is a messenger RNA of Aspergillus vadensis CBS 113365, 1661 nucleotides long. Its product is annotated as SUMO ligase MMS21. Gene Ontology annotation, cellular component: nucleus; Smc5-Smc6 complex. The record is from RefSeq and is a predicted model, not a curated record. Gene Ontology annotation, molecular function: zinc ion binding; SUMO ligase activity. NCBI's taxonomy places the organism in Eukaryota, Fungi, Ascomycota, Eurotiomycetes, Eurotiales, Aspergillaceae. The transcript has 2 exons. Gene Ontology annotation, biological process: double-strand break repair via homologous recombination; protein sumoylation. The annotation marks the transcript as partial.